Molecule: messenger RNA, 669 nt
Organism: Sinocyclocheilus anshuiensis
Lineage: Eukaryota; Metazoa; Chordata; Actinopteri; Cypriniformes; Cyprinidae
Product: claudin-4-like
Exons: 1
Coding region: 78-653 (191 amino acids)
Cellular component (GO): membrane; bicellular tight junction
Molecular function (GO): structural molecule activity
Source: RefSeq, a predicted model, not a curated record
AGGAACAGAAGUCAUUACUACGAUUAACAGAGGAGCAAACACUUGCAAGCCAACGAAGCCGAGCAAACGAGAGAAAAAUGGUGUCUAUGUGUCGACAGAUCCUAGGCCUGUCCCUGGCCAUUAUUGGUUUCUUGGGAGCGAUUAUUGUUUGCGCCCUUCCCAUGUGGAAGAUGUCUGCGUUCAUUGGAGCCAACAUCGUGACAGCACAGAUCAUCUGGGAGGGCUUGUGGAUGAACUGUGUGGUCCAGAGCACAGGGCAGAUGCAGUGCAAAAUCUACGACUCGCUCCUGGCUUUACCUCAGGACUUGCAGGCUGCUCGGGCGCUUGUGAUCAUCGCCAUCAUUAUCUGCAUCUUUGCGCUCGUCCUGGGGAUUGCUGGUGGAAAAUGCAUAAACUUUGUCAAGAGGGAAGACAGCAAGACAAAGAUGGCUAUCGCCAGUGGUGUGAUCUUCAUCGUCGCUGGAGUGUUGGUCCUGGUCCCCGUCUGCUGGUCAGCUUACACCAUCGUCAGGGAUUUCUACAAUCCCAUUCUCACAGAUGCCCAAAGGAGAGAGCUCGGGCCUUCUAUCUAUAUCGGAUGGGCUGCAGCUGUGCUGCUGAUCCUUGGAGGAGGCAUUCUGUGCAGCUCCUGCCCACCCAAGAAAAGAGAUUAAAUAUGUUCUGAUAAUA